CGAAGACCUCGAAGCCCCGCCCCGCGUUCGGGCGUCGCCAUGGCAGCCGCUGCGGGAACCUGGGCCUUUUCGCGCCCGGCCGUGGAGAGGAUGAGGCGGCUGCUGCUCGAGGGGGGCUUAGCGACCGACUGCCUCCAGGAGGCCAUGGCAGGUAGAGACGGGUCAUAAAUGUGAAGGAGUAAAAAAACCAACGGCAAAAAGCCCUUCUUCCGCUGCCUAGCAACGGGCGACGUUCCGGGCCAGCCCUCCCAUGAGGCAGAGCGAGGCAGCUGCCUCAGGCACCCCCAGCCUUCGGCCCUCCAGAUGUUUUGGACUACAGUUCCCAGCAUCCCUGACCACUGGUCCUGCUAGCUAGGGAUCAUGGGAGUUGUGGGCCAGAAACAUCUGGAGGGCCGAGGUUGAGGAAGCCUGCACUAGAUCCUGGGUCACCCUUGUUGGGCUCCCUCACCAACUGUUCUAGCGCACAGUUUUUGGGGGCAUCCGUAGUUUUUUUACUUACAGUGGUGCCUCGCAAGACGAAAUUAAUCCGUUCCGCGAGUCUCUUCGUCUUGCGGUUUUUUCGUCUUGCGAAGCACGGCUAUUAGCGGCUUAGCGGCUUUAAGAAAAAGGAAACAAACUCGCAAGACGUUUCAUCUUGCGAAGCAAGCCCAUAGGGAAAUUCGUCUUGCGGAACGACUCAAAAAACGGAAAACUCUUUCGUCUAGCGAGUUUUUCGUCUUGCGAGGCAUUCGUCUUGCGGGGCACCACUGUACUGUGACAUCUUUUGGAUGCUUCCCCGAUCCCAUUCUCCACCAAAAGAUCUCCCUGAGAGUUUUCUCCAGGAAGUCAAUAGUGUGCCCCCAGUAGUAGAUUACUUCUGGAGUCAGGUAUCAGCACCAACAAUAAUUCUUUGGAGGAGUCUCCCUUAUCUGGGAUUUCUAGCUUGCUUGAAUCAGCGCCUUCUUUCGCAUACAAAGCAACAUCCCCUGCAGUAUGUCCUUCUGUGCCCUUCCUAUUGGGUUCAUAUCCAGAGAUAACAGUGUCACACUGGCUCUCUCCAGUGCCAUUUCUCUAGAAAAACAGUUGCCAGAACUCACCAUGAACAUCUCCCUCAUUCUCUUAGAAUGGCAAUGGUGCCCACCGGAGAGGUGCCAUAACUGAGUUCUGUCUGGUGAGUUUUGGCUAGGGAAAAGCCCUGGUUCUCUCAGUUCCACCAAGUUUCCCUUACGUCCACUAUAUAUCAGUGCUGUCCUCUAAGACCUUAGGCUGUAGAUGCUGGGGUUCAAGGAAUGUCCUGAGCUGGGAACGCUGCAGGACUUGGGCUUGCACACCAGCCUGCUGCCCUCAGGUCCAGUGGAAGGUGCUGUCCUUUGUAGUACAGUCAUAACACAUGUUACAUUCGCUUCAUGUUACUUCCGGGUUUCGCCGCUCGCACAUGCACAGAAGCACAAAAUGAUGCCAUGCGCAGAAGCGGCGAAUCACGACCCGCAUGUGCGCAGACGCGCCGCUACGGGUUGCGCUCUUUUCAAAUUGCGAACGGGGCUCCAAAACAGAUCCCGUUUGCAACCAGAGGUAUCACGGUAUUGGAGCAAGGUUCAAAGGCAGGUGGGCUGACCUCGUGUGUUUGUGUGCACCUUGAGGGAGGGUGCCAUCUUGCCCUUUGCCUCAGGCAGCAAGAUUGCUUGCACUGGCCCUGGUUGGGUACCCAGGGGGUUGGACUUAGAUGGCCCUUGUGGUCCCUUCCCACACUACAAUCCUAUAAUUUAUUGGAUUUCUUAGCCAUCCUUCAACGCGCUGCGGGUUACAACAAUAUCAAAACCAGCUUUUAAAAAUUUGCUAUCGGAAUAGCAGGGUAGGCCCAAAUAGAGAUAUAUAGAUAUGCAGAUAUCUCACUUGUCAAAGACUAAGUGUAAAGCGUGGAUGGAGAGAAAUUUGGAUAUGUACAACAAAAUAUUAAGGAUCCAAUUCUUUCGUUUGAGACUCGAGGCUUGGGACUUGAGGCUUCAAUCUGAAAGGCUUUAAGACUUCCCCCCAUGAUUUAAAAAACAAUGCAAUAGGAGAGAUGCCUACCCCAAUGGUGCGCUAUGGGCAGUGCUUUUUUCCAAGGAUAUGUAGUACCGGCAGCUCUUUUGUUGUUGUUAAAAAGUGUGACACUUACUACAACAAUUUCAUGGUGGGUACCAGCACGUAUUUUUCUAGGGAAAAAACCACUGGCUAUUGUCCCUCUCCCCCUCAGUUUCUGCAACAAAAAACCAGCCAAAUGUAUAUGCCAGCAUACCAACAGUGAAAGUACUGUGGCUGUAGCUAACAUAUAACUUAGGUAAGGGUAAACAGCAUUUCCAUUUGCUCUGGCUUUCGUCAUGAUAUUCUGUUGCACCAGAAGUGGUUUAAUCCUGCUGGCCUCAUGACCCAGAAAGCUGUCUGUGGACAAACACCUGCUCCCUCGACCUGAAAGUGGAGAUGAGCACCACACCCCAUAGUAGAAUUUGACAGGACUUAACCAUCCAGGGGUCCUUUACCUUACUUAUAAAGGUUACUGUUUCAUGCUAUAUCUAGUGGCAUAUGAAUGACAUAAGAUGUCAGUAUUGUCCACCUAGCUGAUCAAAAUAAAGAUGGCAGAUAUGUAAAGGUUAUGCACCACAAAUAUGACUGCCACAUAGAAAGGAUGCAGUACUUGUGACAAUUGCUUCCUUUUGUAUGAAUGGUACAGACCCAGAAAAAAGCACUGUAUGUAACUGAGAUGAAUUCAGGACUAAUUGCCCUUUAACCAAUAGUUAUGUAUUAUUAAUAUCAGUCCAUCAUGGAAAAUAGUUUUUUCCAACGAGGUCAAAAAUAAUAAUACAAACACCUAGCUUAUUAAAGCACAUGCUGUUAAUCAUACAUUAAUGGUUAACUGUCGCACACUGGAUACCUUUGUAUGCUAAUUUUCAAAUGCUAAUAUGAAAUCUUAGGCACAUUUUCCUGUUAAAGAAUUCUGGAUGCUGUAGUUUUCCACUCACAAAGUUACAAUUCCCAGCAACCCUUAACAACAGGACUGUACCCAGAAUUCUUUGAGGGAGAAAAUGUGCUUUGAAUGUGCUCAAGGAUAUAGCUAUAGAAAUAAAAGGUUUUAAAACACUUUUUUUCUUAAAAUAUGUUUUCAGAUAUUGAGAACGAUGAGAAAACAGGACGUUUUGUAGUAGGACGGGGAGGCUACCCAAAUAAACAGGGCAUAAUCCAAUGUGAUGCAGCAAUAAUGGAAGGACAACCUGGGCGUUUUGGAGCUGUGGCAGCCUUGCAUGGGUAUGUAUUAUGCCUUGCUAUGCGUCAGAGGUCACCAAAAACCCUGAGAUUAUUAUUUUUUAAUUAUGCUUUUUCACAGAUUUUUUUUUUAUUCCUUCGAGCCUAAUGGUUUAGCUCUUCAUAAUUUUUAUCAUUGCAUUUAACCAUAGAACUCAGUUCUUUAAAAGUAUAUAUGGAACAAACCCCUUCUCAAAUUAUUAUUCUUUCUGCUGAUAAAGAAUUGGAACUCCUCUCGCUGUAGCACGUAAGGUCAUGGAAGAAACUCCACACAGUUUUCUGGUUGGGGAUGGUGCUGUGGCUUUUGCAAAAGACCAAGGCUUCACUGUGGAAGAUAACCGAAGUAUGAUGAGUGAGCAGAGUACAGAAGCUUAUCAGGUAACACUCUACUUUGGAGCAAUAGUGAUGUGAGUUUAUUUAUGCAGUAGUAGAAUAAUUCACAUUAGGAAUAAAUACCCUUGCAGAUGUUCUGAGCACCCCUGACUCUCAUGAAUCAUCAAGAAGUCUCUUUGAAGUCAUUUCAAACAACAAAGGAGGCACCCGAUGUGACUUUUUCAAAAUGUCACGCAUCAGAUAGUCAGAAAUAGAAUUCAAAUUAACUGACUACUAAUAUUCUGUUGGCCAAAGUGCUUCCCAACUGCAUGGACAAUGGCAUACGUUCAUGCUGACUGCUGAGGAAGGAUCAGCUAUGGGUGGCUUGGAAAGGAGAGAAAAAUAGAUUGAAAUUCUGCUUAUUUCUCCUUUCUAAAGUUAACGUUUCCUCAUCUCACCUGGCAUGAGACUAGCUGGGAAGUUAUGCUGCUUCUUAAUGUAUUGGAAAACCCCUGCCAGUGGCUAUGGGCUGUGAGUUGCCAGCCCUUAGAAUAGUCCCAAGAUUGAGGGUUGAAUUCAACUAAUGAAUCCCAUCAGUGUUUCCCCCCUGUGUGCCCCCACCCCCAAAAUUGGCACUGGGGUUUGGAGAACCUGUGGAACAGCACAUAGGAGGAGGAGAGUGGAUAUUGUUCUGUCUAGCACAGUGGCGUAGCGUGGGGGGUGCAGGGGGGGCCGGCCGCACCGGGCGCAACAUCUGGUGGGGGGGCUCGCACUCGCAGCUCUCUGCCCCUACCUGGCUCACUCACUCUCUCUCACUGCAGUGCUGGCUGUGCGAAUCUAAUCCGAGCCGCUGGGUCGCCGCCCACUGUGGAGGGGGUGGGUGCCAGGCGUGCGGUGCGGAGAGAGAGCGAGGGACUAUCUGGGGGAGGGACAGUGCAGCAAGAAGAAGCUGGCAGCGGCGGCAGGUUAGGGGGCGCAAAUUACUUGCCUUGCCCCAGGUUAGGGGGCGCAAAUUACUUGCCUUGCCCCGGGUGCUGACAACCCGCGCUACGCCGCUGGUCUAGCAAGCCGACAAAGCUUGCGCUGACAGAAUGAUCAGAAGAGCCCAACCAUUUCUCCCACUGAACCCACAUACAAUUUAGGAUUAAUCCUUUGAAAGAAACUAUGUUUCAGAUACAACUUCUGGAUGUUACUUAUACAUAAGAAGAUACAUUCUGCUUACUUCACAGAUUUCUACUUGGGGGGGAAACUAUCAUUACAAAUGGGUGGCAUUUGAUAGCACAAUUCAUUCUAGUCUUAUCUUUUCUGUAGGAAUAUUUAGAAAAGGGAAAGAGCUUGAAGAAACAUGAUACAUUGGGUAAGUAAUAUUUUUAUUAAAAUAACACUUUUAUGGGACAUGCUGGGUCUUCUUUUUGUAAUUGUGGAGGCAUUAACUUGCCAUUUUCUAGUUGUAUGUUUAUGCUACCAAGAAUUUACAGGUACAUAAGAUGCUGUGGUUAAUUAAUUCUUAUGUAUUAACUGGCAACUUUUACAGACUUUCUGAAAUAAUACAGGAAUUAAUCUAAGUUUUGGAAACAAUCUGGGCUGAUUCCAGCAGAGGCUUGACAACCUUAUGUCAGGAGUGCUCUGAUGGUGUUUCCUGCUUGGCAGGGGGUUGGACUCGAUGGCCCUUGUGGUCUCUUCCAACUCUAUGAUUCUAUGAUUCUAUACAUAUUCCAUUUCCUUACAGCCAAGCAUGCAGGUCUUCAUGUAGUGUGUCAUGCAUGACAGCAGCAUCUACAUCUAUCUCAAUGAAGACGUGAACAUGUGCAGAAGGCUGCAGCAAAUAGAUGUUGUCUUUCUCAGAUGACAGUGUGUAUGGGCAUGGUUUCUUUUCUGCCUGACAUACAUCUCUAGUUUAAAUGUAGCCCCUUUUUAGUACGCAUAGAAUAUCAAGAAAGCUUCAAUAUAAGUGACAUGGUGCCUGGAAAAUUCAGGGAGCUGCCUUGAGAUCAUGGAGUAUAGCAUGCUCUCUAAUUCAUCCUAAUAACUUCACUUUCAGUGGCCAGGGGACCAACAGGAAGUAAAUAGAACUUGUUGCUAGAUCUUUUUACUUGAGGGCCUAUAGAAAUCUAGGUUAGGAAUUCUUCUGCCUAUUGCAUUACUGGGCAUUCCAUUCCAGAAAAUGUUGCCCUAUUCAGUAUCCUGCAAAGGUUUGUACAUCCUGUUCUUUGUUCAGCCUCAAGAGGGUGCUAUGGCUUAAUAAAAGCUAUAAGAAAAUUGUUAAGGUUGGAUUUAAAGGAAAUGGUGGCUAGGAAAAGGUAUUUAAUUUCUGCCUUGAAAUAAUUGAAAAUCACCUGGCAAUUAUCCCAGCUCCAGCAAUUGUGCCUACCAUCUCCAUUACAAGAGACAACAUAAAUACAUGGGCUCUAAGGGUGCUUAGGAUAGGAUCUAAGCCUUAUAGUGCAAUCCUAUACAUGUCUACUCAGAAUAAGCCACAUAAAAAGGGGGGGGGGAGAAUAAGCCACACUGAUUUCAGUGAGUCUUACUCCUAGGUAAGUGAGUAAAUGAUUUCAGCCUCAAAGUGACAUUGUAAAUAUCCAGUUGACAGAACAACUGUAAGCAGUUGCCUUCCAAUCCUAUGCAAGUUUGUUUGAAAAUGAGUCCAGUGUCACUCCCAAGUACAGUAGGUAGAAUCACAGGGUUUUAAAAAUUAAUUUAAGGGUAAAUCUUCCACCUUCUUAAAAAAAUUCACUGUGUUCAUACAUAUUCCCAUGUUAGAUACGCACAACAGAAGUGGUGAAGCUAGCAGCGCACAAACAUUUCUAUGGAACAGCUACCAUUUCCCCUUUAUUGUUAAGACGUGGCACAAGUCCUGAUCUAGGAUUGAAAGAGUCAUCACUAUUAAUGUAAUGAAUGGGAGGGGUGGGAGAAGAGAAGUAUCUUAGGCUGUGUUUUCCUAUUGUAGCCACUUUGAACAUUCAGGGAACCCUUUCUCAAUUCAUUAGUCGCUGCUGUUUUCCAUUGAAACAGAAGAUUCUAUUAAAUUUUUCUUAGGGAGACGUUGAACUUUUCUUUUUAAAGACCUCAAGAGCUGUAUAUUGAUAAAUACUUUAGAUUUGAAAACAAUAACUUUGUUCCAAAAGUGUUCUGCAUAUUUAGGAUGGAAGAAAUGCAGCAUUUUUCUUGGAUGAAGACAGUACAAUAGGCAUCUGUGAAAGUCACGUCAAAACUACCACGCUCUCUUUUUUCAGCAGCGCCACAUUUCUUGAGACUUGUUUUGGCUGUUUCCAGAAUGCAACUUAAAGCCUUAUAAACACUUGCAAGGCCAGUUUGGCCAGAGGCAGUAGUGCACAAUAAAGAACAGGUAUAGGGGUGAGCUCCUGUUGCUCGGUCCCUGCUCCUGCCAACCUAGCAGUUCAAAAGCACGUCAAAGUGCAAGUAGAUAAAUAGGUACCGCUCCUGCAGGAAGGUAAAUGGCGUUUCCAUGCGCUGCUCUGGUUCGCCAGAAGCGGCUUAGUCAUGCUGGGCUGGCCACAUGACCCGGAAGCUGUAUUCUGGCUCCCUCGGCCAAUAAAGCGAGAUUAGCACCGCAACCCCAGAGUCGGUCACGACUGGACCUAAUGGUCAGGGGUCCCUUUACCGUUUUAUACUGCAGAUAAUGAUGGCUCUAUAACACAAACUAUUGUUAUGUUCCCAAAAUCAUCAAGGACUCAUGGAAAUUUGGUGUUUAGUUAUUGUGUGCUAGGCAGCAUAUAAAAAAUGAAAGAUAAUCUAAAUGCAGUUGCUUGACAUCUAGGUGUAAAGUGAUGUCUGAAAAGAUGUUUCAGUAGAAAUUAUGACAAUUAAUUGUUUACACUGGCAGAUACUCAGUAGCUGUACAAUAUGCCUGAAUGUACCGGUAUAUAAACAAUCUCAAAGUAAUCCAAAAUAUUCAGAUAAUUUUAAGAUCACAUAUCACAGUGAUACGAGUUAAACAUGAUUCUGGGUUAAUGCAUGUAACAGGGGUAUUAAAAGCAGACUUCUCUGCCCCCACUUUCCCCAUGGCUACCCUCUCCAAGUGGAAAGGUUGGUUAACAAGUGUACUAGUACAGAAUUUAUGCAAUAUAUACUUAUUUUACCUGGAUCUCUCUUUAUUCCAGAUAUCAUAGCCACAUGCUUGGUUUUUUUAACAAUACAGUGGUACCUUGGGUUACAGACGCUUCUGGUUACAGAUGCUUCGGGUUACAAACUCCGCUAACCAGGAAGUGGUUGCUCCAGGUUAAGAACCUUGCCCCAGGAUAAGAACAGAAAUCGUGUGCUAGCGGUGCAGCGGUAGCAGGAGGCCCCAUUAGCAAAAGUGCGCCUCAGGUUAAGAACUGUUUCAGGUUAAGAACAGACCUCUGGAACGAAUUAAGUUCUUAACCCGAGGUACCACUGUAUUGAAUUCCACAGUGCACUCACCCAUAUUAUUAGAGUCCUUUCUAAGUUGCAAGGUGACAGUAUAGCAGACUUGGGAUGAAAUGAAGAUGUCAUCUGGGUUUCACUCUGUUGUCUAGGAAAUUUCAGAUAAAUAUUCCUGUAUUUUUUAAAAUGGGGAAAUUAUAAAAUUUCAAUAGAGAUUGUUAUUUGAAGCAAUAUUCCUAGUGUUGCUUGGUAAGUUAAUUCUGUUAUUCUAUUUUUGCCUUUUCAUUAGGUUUGAUUGCCUUGGAUACCUUUGGAAAUAUAACAGUUGGUAAGAGGGAGCAGCAUAAACAAAAAAAAUAAUGAGUUUCAUCCCUGCCUUAUGUUAUACAACUGCUGCUAAUUAGCUGUGUGGGUCUUCUCAUCAUUUACAGGAAGGGAAAUAAUACACUUGCUUUAUUGGAGGGGAGAAGGAAGCAGAAUCUGUCAUGAGAAACAUCCAUCUGUGUUAGUAUUUAAAGGGGACUUACGAACCCUUAAAAAAAUAGAGCUUGAUUACAAUUAUUAGCGCUGUGUAACAUUCACAGUCAGUGACUACAGCAGAAUUUGUUAGCGGAGAAGCUGUGUCAUUUGACAGUUUUUCACCGAGGAUAUAAACCAAACGCAUGAAAGAUAGUGAGGUGUGUGUUUGUGGUGAAUAAAAGAUAAUGAUUCAGUUAGCUCCAUCAUUUCCGCUGUCUCAUGUAACUAUUUUUCUUUUGCUAUCAGAAUAACUACCAAUAUUUUACUGAUUUGAAAAAAAAUAUGUUUAGGGGUUUCUACUUCUGGAGCACCUUUUAAAUAUCCAGGAAGAGUGGGAGAUUCUCCGAUGCCGGGAUGUGGGCUGUAUGCUGAUAAAGAGGUAUGCCAAGAUAAACUGUAUGGAGCAUAGGAAUGGCAGUAGGAUACAGCAUUUAGAAACAAGUAGUCAACCAUAAUACUCCUAAAAAGUAACUUGAGAGUAACAGUAUUUCCCACUCCACUGUCAGCAAUAGUUAUGUGAUCACACAGGUAUCUCUGGAACAGUUAGUAAUAUUGAUUUUGUUAUAUUUAAGAAGUGUAUAGAAACACAAAUAUUCAGAAGUUUCUCUUCAACCUUUAAUGACUUUAAAGGAAAACUUGCUAAAAAUGUAUAGAUGGCAUUUGACGCCAGUAAAAUUAGCUAAAAUGUAUAGGAAAAAAGAAAGAAAAUGUUGGAAAUGUAAAAAGGCAGAUGGGGACUAUUUCCAUAUGUGGUGGACCUGUGAUAAGGUAAAAAAAAAUUGGGAAUCAAUUUAUAAUGAACUCAAAAAAAUAUUUAGAUAUACUUUCCCCAAAAGACCGUAAGCGUGUCUAUUAGGCUUAAUAGGAGCAGAAAUUAAAAUAGAAGAUCAAAAUCUGUUCAUGUAUGCUACAGCUGCCGCGAGGACCCUUCUGGCCCAAAGAUGGAAAGUUCAAGACAUACCAACUAUUCAGGAGUGGCAGGCAAAGUUGACAGAAUAUGCAGAACUUGCCAAACUGUCAGAGAGGAUCCGGGACCAGGGAGAUCAAAGAUACCAAAAUAACUGGAGUAAAUUUAUUGAAUAUUUAAAGAAGAAUUGUAAAGAGGUCAAGACACUAGCAGGAUUGACAUAAUACCUCCAAUGUAUAAUAGUACUAAUAUGAGAAUGAUGUGCAUGAUGGAAAGAGGAUAAAUAUACCAGUUGUGGGGAGGGAGGGGGGUCGCGACUCGGCAGAGUCAAAGGGAAUGUACGGUGCUAUUACAAUUUGUUGGAAAAGAAUAUGUAAGGAAAACAAUAAAAAUUCACUUGGGGAAAAAAAAGAAGUUUCUCUUCAACCAGGCAUUUGGCUGAUUAAUAUUACUAUUCAUUUAAAUGUGUCUGUGGAAGAAAGGGUUAUUGGCUUCUUUUGCUUUUAUUUUUAUUUUUUAUUUUUAUUUUAUUUAUGAAAAGAUAACAACAGGGCAACUGACUUUCGGGUUUGGUGGGUGUGCGUCAGUAAACGAGGGGAAUUAAGACUAAGAGAGCUGAGUGGGGGGGUGCUUGUGUAAUCUCACUGUAUACAAGUUGUGCAAGUGACAAUAAAGUAUUUCAAAUUCUGUGAUUCUAUGAUUGUGCUCAGAAGGAAUAUGCUGGUUAAUUGCAACCUAUUAUGCGUUUCCCCCCAUCUUAUUUAUAUAAAGUUCCUUCUCUUUAAGAUGGCGGAAAAGGCAACAUUUUGCAACAGGGAAACCUCUUAUCCUUUUUGAAAUGUCAAGGUCUGUCUUCAAGCUGAGUGAUUAAUAAUAAUAAUAAUAAUAAUAAUAAUAAUAAUAGCAACCCUAAAUGUGGUUGGGAAGCAAUGGAGCCACCAUUGCAUCCAAAGCCCUGCUACUCACAGCAACCAGAGUGGAAGGGGGACAUUUUUUUGUUCUUACUAUUUUGCUAUACCAGCUCCAGACUGGACUAACCAAGGGGCUUAGAGUGAGCACUUGCCUGGACAGGAUAGAGAGGUAGCUUUACCCUGCUCUCCCCUCUCCCCUGUUUCUGUGCCUUACACUGGCCACUGCUGGCAGUAGCUUCUCAACCACCCACACUUUCAGUGGGCGCAACAGGGGCAUCUGUUGCAGCGGAGCCGGCCUGCCAGAGGAGAGACACCUCCACCUAAUUCUUACCUUUCCCAGCCAUGCUGAUCAAGGAGUUAGAAUUGUGCUGUCAAUUUCUUUAUGGCUCUGAGAACAAUUAAUCCAGAUCAUGUUACUUCCAAAGUAAUUUCUUUCUUUCUUUCUAGGUAGGAGCUGCAGUAGGUAUGUAUUAGUAGUAAUAAUUAAAAGAUUUGCAUACCUGUUUAUGUUUAAAUACAUUCAUGCAUAUCUAGAGCUGAAAUCUCCCAUGAACCAGUUAAUAUCCCUGAUGUUAAUUUUUACUCCAGGUUCUUUCAUAGAAUCAUAGAGUUGGAAGAGACCACAAGGGCCAUCGAGUCCAACCCCCUGCCAAGCAGGAAACACCAUCAGAGCACUCCUGACAUAUGGUUGUCAAGCCGCUGCUUAAAGACUUCCAAAGAAGGAGACUCCACCACACUCCUUGGCAGCAAAUUCCACUGUCGAACAGCUCUUACUGUCAGGAAGUUCUUCCUAAUGUUUAGGUGGAAUCUUCUUUCUUGUAGUUUGGAUCCAUUGCUCCGUGUCCGCUUCUCUGGAGCAGCAGAAAACAACCUUUCUCCCUCCUCUAUGUGACAUCCUUUUAUAUAUUGGAACAUGGCUAUCAUAUCACCCCUUAACCUCCUCUUCUCCAGGCUAAACAUGCCCAGCUCCCUUAGCCGUUCCUCAUAAGGCAUCAUUUCCAGGCCUUUGACCAUUUUGGUUGCCCUCCUCUGGACAUGUUCCAGUUUGUCAGUGUCCUUCUUGAACUGUGGUGCCCAGAACUGGACACAGUACUCCAGGUGAGGUCUGACCAGAGCAGAAUACAGUGGCACUAUUACUUCCCUUGAUCUAGAUGCUAUACUCCUAUUGAUGCAGCCCAGAAUUGCAUUGGCUUUUUAGCUGCCGCGUCACACUGUUGGCUCAUGUCAAGUUUGUGGUCAACCAAGACUCCUAGAUCCUUUUCACAUGUACUGCUCUCAAGCCAGGUGUCACCCAUCUUGUAUUUGUGCCUCUCAUUUUUUUUGCCCAAGUGAAAGACUUUACAUUUCUCCCUGUUAAAAUUCAUCUUGUUUGUUUUUGCCCAGUUCUUUUAGAGUUUAUCCUGCCGGUAGCUUAAUUGGCCUUCCAAGAAUCCACACAUUAUGGAAACAUUUACCUCUUGUACUCAUGCCAGAAAAGAAAUUGUUUGGGGCAUCAGUCCAUUUCUAUUUUAAAGGGUUCUAAACACUUCAGGCCAUCUUCCUGCUUCCCAGAUCAAGAUUCUGUUUUGCUGAGCUCAUGUUGGUGCAGUUGUUGAAAGGAGCACACUAGCCAGAAAUAACAAAGCAAUGCUACUAGGGUAUGAGAUCAGGAAGAGUGAGUAUGUGAUGUUACUUAACAGGACUAUUCAAAGACUAGUUGGGCCAUGAACACAGUUUUAAAAGGAAGAAUAUAUCUGUGGUGAGGAUGGGGGAGAAAGUCAGUUUUCUUUGCAUUUGAAGGCAAGCCUAUCUAAUCCACACUUUCCAAAACAAUACAUGACCGCAACCAUCCUCCGAAACUUUCACUUUCUGAAGGAUGAUUGGGGUGGCUAUGAAAGGAGGGAAUGGCCACACAACCUUUUCCCUAUCAUGUAGGGUGUGUGUGUAGCUUUAUUGUACUAGCCAAAGGCCAUGACAAAACCAUACAGACUACCAAAGAAAUAAAUCUCUAUAAAUCUAUGUAUAAAAACAGAACCUCUGCCUAAACCAUCAGAAUCAUAGAACACAGGUGCAUGCAUGACUUAAGGGUCUCCACAUAGCAUACAGUAUUUCCCCAUUUAGACCUUUGAAUCUCACUUACAGUUUACUACAAUUUUAUCCUGAUAGUCUUCCUAAUCUUUCUUGCCACCACAUUAUGGGCCGCUGGGGCAUUAACGUGAUUAUUCUAUGUAAUUUGCACUUUAGGAAACAAUAUGUGAAUUGAAACUCGGCAAUCAUUCAAAAUUUGUACUUCUCUGAAUUUUGUGGUGCAGUUCUCUAGCCAAGUAAUGUUUACAAAAAUGCAUAUAGUAGGGUAAAGGGUGUGUAAAAUAUAUAUAAUAUAUUAUAAAAUAGGGGACGCAGGUGGCGCUGCGGUCUAAACCACAGAGCCUAGGACUUGCCGAUCAGAAGGUUGGCGGUUCGAAUCCCCACGACGGGAUGAGCUCCCAUUGCUCGGUCCCUGCUUCUGCCAACCUAGCAGUUCAAAAGCACGUCAAAGUGCAAGUAGGUAAAUAGGUACCGCUCCAGCGGGAAGGUAAACGGCGUUUCUGUGCACUGCUCUGGUUCUCCAGAAGUGGCUUAGUCAUGCUGGCCACAUGACCCGGAAGCUGUCUGCGGAAAACGCCGUCUCCCUCGGCCUAUAGAGCAAAAUAAGUGCCACAACCCCAGAGUCGUCCGCGACUGGACCUAAGGGUCAGGGGUACCUUUACCUUUACCUAUAUUAUAAAAUACAUCUAAAGUGUGCAUAUAAUGUGUGUGUGUGUGUGUGUGUGUGUGUGUGUGUAUGUAUGUAUGUAUGUAUGUAUUGCAUUAUAUUAGGGAAAACUAGUUUGCAAGUAUGCAUGUAUGAGGACUUUUUAAAAAAAAAAAAUAUUGCAAACUGAUUUGGAAAUAUUGAGAACUGAAUUUCAGAUAAGAAAAAUAAGAAAUGGAGAAACCAAAAUGGACAGAUUUGCCCGCUCGUAGUCUGUGCAAGGUAGUUUCCUAUAGCUUUGCCGUGCCCUUGAAGUCAGGCAAAGGGAAACUGGAAUGUUGAAGAAAUCAUUAUUGCAGCAAUAUCUGCCAAUAAACACAGGAAACAUUAGUCCUCCCCUCCAAAAAAAGAGGGAGAGACCUGAAAUAUGUAGGCUUAUUGGUUCCCCUGUACAUAGCCUCUUGUUACAAUUCCAUACCUUGGCUAAUUAAAAUAGGAAUACCCUGUAGCCUCUUUCCAUUUAUUUUUUUUAAAAAACACCUAGCCUAAUCUCAUGCACUAACCUUGUUAUGCUAAUGCUAGUAUUUUCUGUUGCUCUAGCAAGGGCUUAGCAAAACUGCCACGCCUGUUUCCAAGCUGCUUGGAUAACUGCUAAGAACUGUUUGGCUUUUUAGUCCUUAAAAAUACACAUUCACCUGAAGCGUUUUGAGGGAUGAAUAAGGAUCAUGUACAAACGUUUAUUGCAAAAAAAAGUAUCCCAGCCAUAAUUGUAAAUGUUAUCUGUUUGUUAUUUAUUACGUUUAUAUCUCACUUUUCCUCAAGGACUUCAAGGUGGUUUACAUAGGAGUCCUCCUCCCCAUUUUAUCCUCACAAUAAGGCUGUGAGGUCAGCUAGGCUGAGAGUGAGUGACUGACCUGUGAGUUUCGUGGCUGAGUGUUGCUAGCCUGCCAAAGUUACUCACCAACCACACAGUCACAUAAAUCUUUUACACUGCAAUCCUGUAUGUCUCUGCUACAGUAUAAGCACUAUUGCGUUCAGCAGGAUUUACCAUAGUGUGUGUAGGUUUGCAGCCUUACAGUGCAAUCCUAUUCUUGUUUACUCAGAAGUAAGCCUCAUUAUAGUUACUGUUGCUUCUACCUGUUUGCCUUGGAUUGCAGCCUCAGUCUCUAUUUCCUAAAAGCAUGGGGUGGAAAACAACACAGGUUUUGUAAAAUUUCUCUGACUGGAGGUGAUUGUUGCCAUUGUGAUACAAGCUACUAAAUCCAAGACAAUACAGAGAGUACAAGAAAAUAUACUUUGGGAACAGUCUAGUCAAAGUGUUUCUCUGUUGGUAUUAUCCACUGAAACCAGACUACAUUGUCCUACUCCAACAAUGUAUGAUAGAAGAGGAGUGAUUUGUAUAUAGAUGCAUUGCAAUUCUGUUUUCUUAUUUGCAGAAGUUAACACAGAACACUUAUUCACAAGUAAAUCUUUUUUUUAACCCAUCAGCUACUGGUGAUGGAGACAAGAUUAUGUGUUUCUGUCCAUGUUUUCAUGCAGCCCUGUUAAUGAAACAGGUAUGUCAUCAGUGGGUUUCAAGCAUGAAGCACUAUCAUUAAGAGCAUCACUGGGAGAGAGGAGAGGGAGAGAGACUAGCUCAGGGGUCAGCAAACUUUUUCAGCCGUGGGCUGGUCCACAGUUCGUCAGACCAUGUGGUGGGCCGGACUAUAUGGGGGGGGGGAAUGAACAAAUUCCUAUGCCCCACAAAUAACCCAGAGGUGCAUUUUAAAUAAAAGCACACAUUCUACUCAUGUAAAAACACGCUGAUUUCCGGACCGUCCACGGGCUGCAUUUAGAAGGCGAUAUGGCCGGAUCCGGCCCCCGGGCCUUAGUUUGCCUACCCCUAGACUAGCUAGUAAGGGCAAGGGAAGUGGUUUUCAACCAUAAUGUGUUGACUAGAAAUGAUUGAAGCCUCCUGCUAGAGAAGAGAGUGGUAUAGACUCUCUAAAGAAAUUGUUUGUGGCAGCAGUCCCUUUCAAGAAACAUACCUCUGACAUAGGUGAUUGAAAAGAGCAGAAAGAUAGGCCAAAUGGUAGGCAGAAGCUGAAAACAUCAGGACAGUGAUACCUCAGGUUAAGUACUUAAUUCGUUCCAGAGGUCUGUACUUAACCUGAAACUGUUCUUAACCUGAAGCACCACUUUAGCUAAUGGGACCUCCUGCUGCCGCUGCGCCGCCGGAGCCUGAUUUCUGUUCUCAUCCUGAAGCAAAGUUCUUAACCUGAAGCACUAUUUCUGGGUUAGUGGAGUCUGUAACCUGAAGCGUAUGUAACCUGAAGCAUAUGUAACCUGAAGUACCACUGUAGUCAAAGUUAGCCAGUUAAAGUUGAGGACAGAGUGCUGAAGAGGGUGCAGGCUAGACUCUAGCACUUUAUAUGUAAAACAUUCUGUCCCUUAUCUGUUCAUGGAAGCUUGCCAGCCCUGUUAAAACUUUUACCCAGCCCUCUUAAUACAAGAAAGCGAGGCUCUGUUAGGAAGUUCUGUUCACUAGACCACUUUCUUACGGACCCUUAUGAGACCAGUCCUGCAAACCAAUCAUAGAGGGACUAGAUACGUUUCACCGAUUUGUUAGAGGUGGUGGCAAUCCAUUGAUCGGCAGCACAAUUCUGAGAUAAGGAUUUGAGUUCUAAUAUAAGAAUUCUUCUUGCACAAAUAAAUCCUGGCACAUGCUCCUGAUCACUGAAAUUGCCACAGAAUGUCCUUGUGGCAUUUUCUGCAGAGUUGUAAUCCUUACGUUGCCCUCUGUUGAACAGUCCAAAUUAUGCCUUGCAGUGUACUGUGUGAUUUAAUGUAUAAACAGAUAAAAUGAAGAGCAAUGUGCAUCUGCUUUUACAUCUCGGUCUGUUGGUCAAUGUAAGCAGCAUUGAGAGGGCAGGAAUUAAAACUUCCUUAGAUACACAGAAUAGAAAUGAGUGGCGAAAGAAACUUGUUUGAGGUUUUGUUUACCUUUCAGGGCUUGUCUCCCAUGGAUGCAUGCCAGACUGUUGUCCAGGAUAUCCUCCAGCGAACAGGAAAGGAAAAUAUGUUUGAACUUGGAAUAAUUGCAAUGAAUAUGAAGGUACGCAAAGACAAGUGUUUCCCCACGUUUUCUUGGUUGCUCAUGGCCAUGAUAACCUAUGUUCCUAUUUACCUUUCAUCGUGUAUCCUACAUAUGGGAUAAUGUAGCAAGCUAGCCUAGAUUAUGACUAAACAGGGACAAAAUGGUAGGAUGGGAGUUGCUACAAUAAUAAUUGAGGCAAAUCGAAUAGGAUAUUAAUGAAUCCUAAUUUAUUCAUCUUUUUUCCCCUUGUGGAUUUCUAAUGUUUAGGGAGAAGUUGGAGCUGCUUCAUCAAUGCCAUUCCCAUAUUGCAUCUGGUCUCAGGGAAAGGACUCUGUAGAGCAAUUGAUGCAACAAUGCUAACAACUUUUAAAGGAUCAAAGAAAAAAUUAUUCUGCACCUCUUGCGCCCAGGUUCAGAGUCACAUCCACCUUUAUCUUGUGACGUUUCCUUUUCUUGUGUAAAGUAUUGGGGAGGAGAAUCUAAAUUGAGACUUUUCUUCAGAAGGUCUGAACUAUGGGUAUGUGAGAGCUUCAGCCUAUACCUAAUCAAGAAACUGUGAUUUCUUACGGCCAAGCUGGACAAUACAUUAAAAUGUGCAGUUACUGUUCAUCUUUAUACCAUGUAUGCCAGGGAGCCAGCAAUAACUCACACAAAGUACAUGAAGUUAACACUUUAUUAGAGAAAACAAGGCCUGCUCAGGAUGUUCUGGGAGACCAGGGUGGAGGGGAGCUGGUUGCAGCAGGAGGGGGAGACUCCCUGGCUUCUUCAGCAGUCUGCCUCCACUCUGCCUCUUGACACACUCACCCCGCCUCUCCUGCUUCUGGACUGCUCUCUGCCACAGCCUCUUCUUGCUCACUAAACCCUGUUAACUCUUCAGCUUCUGACACCUCCUCCCAGGUUUGCCCCUCUUCUUCCUCUGAUCACUCAUUGUUGUCCCACGACCAAUCUCCAGGUUCUCAGCCAUCUUCCCCGGGCUCUGAGCUGUGUUCCCCUGGCGAUUCCCCAGCUGCUGCCUCCCACCAUUGACACUGUGUGUGAGAGAGAAUAAAGACCUUGAACUGAGAGGAGGAUUUUAACUCUUUCUCCCCUCUGCUGUGAUCAUUACGAAAUCACACCCACCCUCAGCUGCUGUUCAUUCCAGGAAGAAAACUGCCAUUAACACCAGUGACAGCUUCUCUCCUAAGACAAAUAGCAGCUUCAGUUAUGAGGUGGCAUUUGGAAACUAGCCACAAUAGCUCCACUCAUGGAAGAAGAUGGUAAGACCAUAGAUAUAUUAAGGGGGGUGGAGUUCUGCUUUUUUUAAAAAAGAAACCUUUCAUAAUAUGCUUAUACUGUAUUUCCCUGAGAGUAUUUUUGCAAAUGUAUAAUGCUCUCUUGUGUCUAAUAUUAAUUAAAAAUGCAAAAAAACUCCAAAAAUGCCAUAUUUCCAUAUUACAUACAGACAUCACAGGUUCACUCUCGGGAGUAAAUGAAAGCUAGCGCUGUAUUUAUUAAGGGAAAGCCUUUUCAAUAAAACUAUACAUGCUUUAAGUUAUACAUGCUUUGUCCAG
Podarcis lilfordi (Lilford's wall lizard) is the source of this 17611-nucleotide messenger RNA. The record is from the annotation of a GenBank genome assembly. Lineage: Eukaryota; Metazoa; Chordata; Lepidosauria; Squamata; Lacertidae.